This is a messenger RNA of Trichomonas vaginalis G3, 507 nucleotides long. RefSeq names its product spectrin binding. The transcript has a single exon. The record is from RefSeq and is a predicted model, not a curated record. Lineage: Eukaryota; Parabasalia; Trichomonadida; Trichomonadidae. The coding region runs from base 1 to 507 and encodes 168 amino acids.
AUGUCGGGCCAUAGUGUUCUUCCAAUUCAAUUCGAUGAAUUGAAGAAUCUCCUUCAGGACGAUAUUGAUUCAUUUGAUGCAUUAUACCGUUUAAAAACGCACAAUGCAGAAGAGAUAAGUUCAAUUUACAAAGUUAUUAAAACGAAAUUGCUUGAAACAAAGAAAUAUUCUCCACAAACCAUAAUAUAUAGCAUAUCGGCAUUAAUUUUUAAUAAUAAUGGCUAUAUAAAGUCAUAUUUACAAUUAGUUAAACAAAUAUAUGAUGAUUAUCAUCCCAAAAUUACAAAAGUCUAUUAUACUUUUAAAUAUCUAUUUUACAAAGAAUAUGGAAUAUUGUUAAGAGAAGGCGAUCAUGUGGCACGUUUGAAAUCUUUUGAACAAGACAAUAUAAAUUCAAAUGUUCAUGAAAAAAACACAAUAGGCAGAGCUAUUAUGGAUGAUGAUAUAAAUUCACUUAUAUCAUUCACAGAAAGAGAAGGUUUUAAUCCCAAACAAAAAAAUCAUUAA